CAAAAUUUGAAGAUAUCCAAUAAAGAAUGAUGACAACCACACCAAAUCCAACACUCAUUUAUUCUCCAACCCCUUCAAUUCAAUCCACAAAAACCCAAUUUAUCAACCCCUUUAAACCACCAUCAAGAUAUAAUAUUAAUUCAUUCACAAUCAAAUGCAGUACUAAUGAAAACAAUAAUAAUGUUGGGGGGUUAAAGAAUUUACUUUCAGGUAUAGUUGAUGAAAGAGUAGACCAACUGUUGAAUAAAGAAGAAAACAGGGCUUUGUUAGAUGGGUUGGAUAAAGCUACAGAAAGAGUUGAGGUGGCUAAAAGAGAACUUGCCCAGAUUGAAAAACAAGAACUUGAAAACAAGAAAAUGAAAGAGUAUAUUAGUCAGCUUGAAAUUAGAGCUGCUGAGAUUGAGGAAUGCCAGAAGGAAAUAUUAGAAGCAAGAGCAUUAGUUGAAGAAGCAGAACGCUCUCUUGAAAUUGAAAUUGAAGAUAAAGAUUUGAAGAUGACAGAAACAGAGAGAGAAGCUAUGUACAAAAACAAAGAGAGGCUUGAAUCUGUAAAAGCUGCUACUAUUUCUGCUAUAGUUGGCACCUUGGCUAGUUUGCCUAUUUCCUUGGCUCAGACAUCCGACACGUCCCAGUUAAUACUUCCUUCAGUAAUCACUCUCAUCAGCUGUGCAUUGUUUGGAGUCACCUUUCGUUAUGCUGUUCGGCGUGAUCUUGACAAUUUUCAGCUCAAGACUGGAACAUCUGCAGCUUUUGGCUUUGUCAAAGGCCUUGCUACAUUAGGAGGAGGGCCGCCUCUGGACUCGGAAGUUGGUAGUCUAUUGUCACAUGCUUUCAGUGGUGCAGUGUAUGUGUCAGAGAGUCUUCUAAUCUUUUUGUUUGCUUCUGUUGGUUUGGAUUUCUGCAUUAAAUUGGGAAUAUUAAGUCCAUUUCCAAUUGAAACAUCAGUUUCCACUUCUAAAAAAAAUUAAAGAAUUGACUGUACCAUAAUAUGUUUUGUCUUCCGAGUUAAUAUAGUAUAUAACAAUUGUUAUGAAAACCGUUCUAUUGGUUCUCCAUUUAGUGAAAUAGCACAUUCCUUCGUUUA
Erigeron canadensis is the source of this 1084-nucleotide messenger RNA. RefSeq lists its product as uncharacterized. NCBI's taxonomy places the organism in Eukaryota, Viridiplantae, Streptophyta, Magnoliopsida, Asterales, Asteraceae. The transcript is spliced from 3 exons. The record is from RefSeq and is a predicted model, not a curated record. Bases 27 to 968 code for a protein of 313 amino acids.